Messenger RNA from Cryptomeria japonica (Japanese cedar), 1306 nucleotides. Its product is annotated as transcription factor SPATULA. NCBI's taxonomy places the organism in Eukaryota, Viridiplantae, Streptophyta, Pinopsida, Cupressales, Cupressaceae. Gene Ontology annotation, molecular function: protein dimerization activity. The coding region runs from base 335 to 958 and encodes 207 amino acids. Gene Ontology annotation, biological process: regulation of DNA-templated transcription. The record is from RefSeq and is a predicted model, not a curated record. The transcript has a single exon.
UGCUCCCCCAUGGGGUUGCAUCCUAGUCAACAAUUUACUCAUUGUGCAAUGCCCUGCCCUUUUGCCGUGGUUUUCCACAGCCUGAGCCGGUGCCAAGCCGGUUACGUGGGUCACCAUGACGUGUAGCAGAUGGGUUAGUUGGAUGCCCACUAUGGGUUUCAUCGUCGCCGUGGUUUGAAAGGGGCUAUAAACAGGGCAUCAUGGCUGCGCCAACGAUCCAUGGGGAUUUAAGCUUUUGCAGCACAGACAAUUCUGCAAAGUUGGGUCUUUUCCAUCUUGUUUCAGAGUCUGAAUCUGCCCUGCUUUUCGAUUUUUUGAGGGAUUCUUGUGAAGAAUGGAGAGGCAGGGGUAUGGGGCAGAGGGGGGGAAGAUAUUUCGGAAGGAUUAUAUGAGGCGUUUCGUGAGUGCUCUGGGAGGAAUCAAUGAAACAAGGGAUUUAAGCGGAGCUAGGGCUGUGAAAUUUGCAGCAGAUGUGUCCCUGGCUAUGACAGAGGCGUCCUCUGGCACUGCAUGGAGCCGGAACAUUCUUGCCCAUUCCAGAAAAAAUUCGCCCAAUUUCAUGAAUUUCAUCAGGAGCUGUGAACCCAAAUCCUGUGGAGGUUGUAAUCAGAAGCUGGGGCGGAGUUCCAGUGAGUGGCGGAGAAAUUUCCUGAGCAUGAGAAGCAGUCUGAGGAGGAUGAGGAGGAGAUCAUGUCAUUCUGAUUCUUCCCGCAGGUUGAUUAAUGUUUCUUGCAGGAAGCGGGUGAAGCGAGCUUUUGGAGGGUUUUCGAAGAAGAAGAUUGGGGAAAACAGAGUAGAUGCAAAGAUUAAGGUGCUCAAGAGUCUUGUCCCUGGUGGAACGGCCAUGGAUACUCCCCUGCUCUUGCAUGAGGCGUUGGAAUACAUUUCCGCCCUCCAAGUGCAGGUUCAAUCCAUGCGGACUCUUGUCAGCUAUUUCGAAAACGUGGAGUCCAAAUAGAAUCAGUCGAGCCCACAAUUGUAUAUUGUAGUGCAGUGUUGUUUAAAUCUCAAAAAUGUGAAAAGAACAGGAAAAGAAACAUUGCAAUUGCAUCUGUAGAGUCUUUUUCAUCAGUACUUAUUUUGUUUCUACUGUAAAUUGGUUGUUUUUUUCUUACUAGCAGUAGUCAUUCUGGCUCCUGUUGCAGAGCUGAAAUCUAUUUAUAAAUGUAGAAAGAGAUGUUCCAUUUGUAGAUAUUGCUUUCAUCUGCAUAAUUUGAUGUGUACAUGGCAUUUUGCUCUGUCUUGCACCAAGUUUGCUUCUGAACUACUUUGAAUGAACAUGGGACCUAUUCUGAUUGGUGUUUUU